CUCCCGGCAUCAGGGCUGGAACGGCGGGAUGGCGAGCACAUUUGUCGGCGACGGCCGCUUCGUCGGCGACGGCGGCGCGGCACUCCAGUGUUUGUGGAGCCAGUGGAAGUGGAAGAUGAUCCCCAACUGCCCGGGUCGGUACAUCGUCAAGAAGAACCGCGACAUUGUGCGCUUGCGUCUUGCGGAUCUUGUGGCUUCGCUCAUGUUGGACGUCGUCGACGACGAGACUGCACUCGCCGGCGGCCUCUCGCUGGCGUUGACGGGGCCAGUCCGGCUACUGAUGACGACGAGUCCGGUGAUUUCCGAUGUUGUCGGCGUCGCGCUCUUUCCUGGUGGUGGCGGCGUCAUCACGUACUGCAAACCCACGGGCGAUUUCGUUCACACGCUCAAUACCCAUAGCGGGCUUGCGCGCAAGCUAGCGGGGCUGUGUCUGAUCCCCAAGCCUAGUGCAGUCGUUGUAUCCGAGUGAAUAACCAGCAAGGCAAAAAUGGCGAAGAUGGUUCGUAUCACUUUUUCAACCAUGAGCGAGUGGGGUACUAGUACGCACGUUGUCGUGACGAUAACAAAUGAUUUAAUGGCUACAAGUUGAACUAAAGUCAACGCGUCGUCGGCGUAG
Saprolegnia diclina VS20 is the source of this 616-nucleotide messenger RNA. RefSeq lists its product as hypothetical. The coding region runs from base 29 to 469 and encodes 146 amino acids. The record is from RefSeq and is a predicted model, not a curated record. Lineage: Eukaryota; Oomycota; Saprolegniomycetes; Saprolegniales; Saprolegniaceae. The transcript has 2 exons.